UGCCCUCACUGGGCUAGAAGUCCCCAUGCCUAUACUCUCUGCUUCCAGUGCUCAUCCAGAAAUCACAUUUCUGUUGCUGACAAGAAACAAAGGAGCCCACACUCCCACUGAUGCAACUGAAACUGCCUGGCAUGGUUUCAACGUCCAUGGACCCGGUACGGAUUGCGGUUGUGGGGGCAGGCGUGGUGGGGCUCUCUACUGCCAUGUGCGUUUCGAAACUGGUGCCCCGAUGCUCCAUUACUGUCAUUUCGGACAAGUUCAGUCCUGAUACCACAAGUGACGUGGCAGCCGGAAUGCUUAUACCUCAUGUUUAUCCAACACUUGAACAUGGAUUAGAUCACCAGGUUUGCUGGCUCUAUCCACUGCUGAAUUGGAACUGUCCAUUCUUUUGGGAUGACUCCUACAACAUACACACCCAUUCCCACGCUGAAGCAGUGGUUUCGAGAGACCUUUGAUCACCUGUUUGCAAUCGCCAAUUCUGCAGAAGCUAAAGAUGCUGGUGUUCAUCUGGUAUCUGGUUGGCAGAUAUUUCGGAGCAUUCCUGCUGAAGAAGUGCCAUUCUGGGCUGAUGUGGUUCUGGGGUUUCGAAAGAUGACCAAGGCUGAGCUGAAGAAAUUCCCCCAGCAUGUGUUUGGUCACGCCUUCACGACUCUGAAAUGUGAAAGCCCUGCCUACCUCCCAUGGUUGGAGAAGAGGUUAAAAGGCAGUGGGGUCCUGAUACUCACCCGACGAAUAGGAGACCUGUGGGAGCUUCAUCCAUCCUUCGACGUCGUGGUCAACUGCUCAGGCCUUGGAAGCAGACAGCUUGCACAAGACUCGGAGAUGUUCCCCAUGCGGGGCCAAGUGCUCAACGUUCGGGCUCCCUGGGUGAAGCAUUUUAUCCGAGAUGGGAGUGGGCUGACAUAUAUUUAUCCCGGCACAUCCAAUGUAAUCCUGGGUGGAACUAGGCAACAAGGAGACUGGAAUCUGUCCCCAGAUGCAGAAAUUAGCAGAGGUAUUUUUUCCCGGUGUUGUGCUCUUGAGCCCUCCCUCCAGGGAGCCUGCGACAUAAGGGAGAAGGUAGGCUUAAGGCCCUUCAGGCCUGCAGGUGUGCGGCUGCAGACAGAGUUCCUCGCCCAGGACGGCCGGAGGCUGCCCGUGGUCCACCACUACGGCCACGGGAGCGGGGGCAUCUCCGUGCACUGGGGCACUGCUCUGGAGGCAGCCAGGCUGGUGAGUGAGUGUGUCCAAGCCCCCAGGACCCCCACUCCCAAGUCAAACCUGUAGGUGACAUGACAUGACGGCAAAUGGCCCAGACACUAUGGAUCGAAACACAAUUUAAGCACCAGAAUGGAUUCCAAUAACUUUUCCACCGCAUGAAAAGUUAAUGAGGUCUAUCUUUGUUUUCAAAAUUAGAAAUGAUGCAAUAUGAAUCAGUAGCCUGAGACUGGUACUCAUCUGUAGAACUAGACUCAAGUCUAGUGCUAAUGACAUAGAGCAUAAAGUUCUAUUUUUGUUAAAAACACUUGUUACAGAAUAAGAUUUCUCUCAGACCUGGCGUUCAAAGAUCUGUGCUAAUUUUCAUGGAUGCUGGAAGCUGUAGGGAUGUUGAAGUUUUGGGGGCUAAUAAAUCCCCAGGAAGAGACAAUGUACGGAAAACACCUAACUCACUGUUGCAAAGCCGCCCAUGGUGUUUGUAGGUUGCACUCAAGUGAGCAUUAUAAUCCCUCUAAAUAAAACACACAGUGAUCGUGUGGCACAGGCUUAUUCCAUUUAAUGGCAGACAAAGCAUGAUUCCUGCCAGUACCCGAGGCAGCCUCUUCCACCCCUCAGCUGGUCAUGAUGCUUAGAAGACAGGGAUCAAGUUACCUAUGGACAUGGCAUCAACCCAACGGCUGCCUGGGGUCAGUCACCUAAGGGUCGUACUCUCCAUUACCACAAAUGAUGGAGCGCUAGCUUGUUGUGUGGUUGACUUUGCCUAAGCGUUUUUGAAGAUUGAAUAGCAGGUGCAGCCAGAGAGCUAAUUAGCUGAUUAGGAUGGAACAAUCGUUCUGAAUGAAAUAUAUCCAGAGUUUUCCGCAGGUUGUUAAAAAAAAAAAACAAAAACUACUGGGGAGGAGGGGACAUGUGUCAUGAUCAGAUGAAUUUGGGAAUUGCUGAUACAAAUCAAUCUAGCCUGAUUUCUUGA
Molecule: messenger RNA, 2167 nt
Organism: Acinonyx jubatus (cheetah)
Lineage: Eukaryota; Metazoa; Chordata; Mammalia; Carnivora; Felidae
Gene: DDO
Product: D-aspartate oxidase
Exons: 6
Coding region: 394-1266 (290 amino acids)
Molecular function (GO): FAD binding; D-amino-acid oxidase activity
Source: RefSeq, a predicted model, not a curated record